UUUGCGAACGCUGCUAUUGCUUUCUUCUCGAGCAUGACCAAGCAAACUCCCGCCUUGGACGCCGAUGAUAUGAACCGCCCACCUCCAGCUGGUUCUCGGGAUAAAGUCACCCGAUCUUUUCUCAGUGAUGCUGACCUUUGGGAGGCUUUCAAAAGGGCCCAUUUGAAAGAUGUCUUCAAUAGGAAUCAUUUGGGAUUGGAUGCAACUGAUAAAUGUGCCAUCCUUGCUAUGGGACAGUUGCGAAAAGUCAUCCUCAGUUUUGAUUAUUUACCAGGAAGUCCAGAGAUGCCCCAAGUUACAAAAGCCCCUUUUCUUGAUUACGCAAAACUUGAGGUGCCGUGUUUCGUAAUUUGGUUCUUGUGCUUUAUGAAUGGUUUGGCGGUUGUAAGUAGGCUUGCUCGAAACAAGCUCCAAAAUGCCGAUAUAUAAUUUUGAAGAUAGAAUAAUUGGAUGCGACGGUGCGGAGAUGUAAUCGGUAUUUUUGUCUUUCUAGAAAUUGAAACAGGGAUUUGUGCUUGAAUGAAUCCUAACCUUGUCACAACAAUGUGGUUUGAGCAAGACGAUUAAGCUUAGAUGAUUCUUCUUUCCAUGAUCUGAAACGUAUGAGUGUCAAUUGAUGAACGUUUAUUGAGCAAGAAUUAAAUUGAAAAAGAGAAAUGUGUUGGGGCACGUAGGUUCCAGGACCGCCAUAAGAAGUUGUGUCACCCAAAAUCUAAAAGCUAAUAGGUUGACACAAAAUUGAAUGUUUCAUAUUGUGGUGGAAUUGCAGGUGUAAAAGAAAUUAAAACCAGAAUGAUAUGGUAAAUAUUGGUUAUUAUAAUUGUGAAAUCACAAUUGGAUAUAAGUAUACUAGUUUAGGCGAGAAAACUGGGAUUCACUGGAUUCCUGCGAUCGAUGAGAGGGAGUAUCUUUAGACUUGAAGGAAUUCUCGAAGGUAGGCGGGGACAUUGACUCCUCUGCGAUGUGUUGCUGGGCACGCGAGAAGAAGUCAUGGUAAGUGGUUGGCUUGUUUUGGCAAAACGGAAUAAGAAAUUCAGCCGAAGGCAAGCAUAGGCGAAUACUAUGGGAGUCUCUGGGUGACAAGGUUCUAUAUUUUGGACUCGGACGUUGAACCUGACGAUGUUGCAAUUGUUCCCAAUUGUGGAAGAACCUCGAAAGCAAUGAGUGGUACCACCAUUGUGCUUAAGUACGAGAAAAAGUUUAGCAUCGAAGAGCAUCACUGGCCCCAUGAAGAUCCAUCCAGGUGAUAUAGGCCUAUCUUGGGGACCUUGAUUUUUCUUGAAGGACCUCUGUAGAAAGUAGAAAGUGAUGAAGUAGGAUCAGAGGAGACGUCUUACGGGAUGAAGGGGGUUAAAGGUAACCCGAAUGGCCGUUUCCAAUGUUUGCCAUGCCUCGAGUUUGACAAUUCAUUUUUUGAGCGGGGCGAUCUCCUCGACUUCUUUCCGAAGGAUCUUUGCUACGAAGAUCUUCAGCUUUAUUGCCCAAUCGGUUGAAUACUGAUAAGACGUUUGAACUCAUGUGGCCUCGCUAUCGCCCAUGCUUUCGUUAUGAGGAUCAGGACUGUUUUUCUUUACCCUUAUCAAGAGCCUUGGGAUUCGACCUCGUGAAAUUGGGAAUUGUGAUUUUGGUCAGGAUUUUGGUGAGUAGUAUGAGUGUGAGUUUUUCAGGAGGAUUAUUGUGUAGGAAUUGAGAGAAUAGGUUAGUAAGGCCUUUGACAAAAGCGGGAUUACGAAAUAUGUCAACAUUAGGAUGAGGAGUGUUGUCAUCAGACAAUUUGUAAUUAACAACUUUUGUAAUUUAUUGUUGAUGUAUGGUGUAUGUAAUAGGUAAUUUUAAUAAUUUGCAACCUUACAGAAAAAUCAUUCUAUGUUUUAUUUUAUUAUGUACUGCUACAAAUGCCCCAACUUAACUUGGUGCUAGGAAAUGUCUUGUCCACUAAAAAAGAGAAACAUUUAAAAGUUGAACAUAUUUCUCAU
This is a messenger RNA of Striga asiatica, 1976 nucleotides long. The record is from the annotation of a GenBank genome assembly. NCBI's taxonomy places the organism in Eukaryota, Viridiplantae, Streptophyta, Magnoliopsida, Lamiales, Orobanchaceae.